Melopsittacus undulatus (budgerigar) is the source of this 1812-nucleotide messenger RNA. RefSeq names its product tripeptidyl peptidase 1 (gene TPP1). The record is from RefSeq and is a predicted model, not a curated record. NCBI's taxonomy places the organism in Eukaryota, Metazoa, Chordata, Aves, Psittaciformes, Psittaculidae. Gene Ontology annotation, biological process: proteolysis; central nervous system development. Gene Ontology annotation, molecular function: tripeptidyl-peptidase activity; serine-type endopeptidase activity. The transcript has 13 exons. Bases 49 to 1797 code for a protein of 582 amino acids.
UCAUGCGCCCGCACACGUGAUCGGGUCGUUGCAGCGGGAGGCGGCAGGAUGGCGCCGGGGUACCGGGCUGUGCCGGCCGCGCUGGUGCUGUGCGCGGCCGCCUGGAGCUGCGCCGCGGGAGCGGAGCUGGAGCGGGAUCAGCCGUUCCGCGUGCCCCCGGGCUGGGCGCACACCGGCCGCGUGGAGCCCGGCCACGACGUGCAGCUGACGUUCGCGCUGCGGCAGCGCGGCCUGCGCCGCCUGGCCCGGCUCGUCGAGGCUGUGUCGGACCCGCGCUCGUCACGAUACGGACAGUACCUGUCCCUGGAGCGCGUGCGAGACCUCGUCCAGCCGUCCACAGCCACGCUCAUGGUGGUGCUGAAGUGGCUGCAGGGACACGGCGUUGAGACCUGCAGGAGUGUCACCACCAUGGACUUCUUGGAGUGUCGCAUGGCAGCAAGCACGGCCGAGCGCAUCCUGCCAGGGGCUGAGUUCCACCGGUACGUGAAGGGGCAGCACAGCGUCGUGCGCUCCCCACACCCCUACACAGUCCCCACGGAGCUGGCGGAGCACCUUGACUUCGUGGGAGGCCUGCACCGGUUCCCUGCAGAGAGAAAGAUGAUCAGCAGGGCCUGGAUCAAGAAGGAGCUGGAGCAGCACCGUGGAGGGAGAGCAGCUUUCCACCUGGGAGUGACACCUUCCAUCCUUCGUCAGAGAUACAACAUGACAAAGGGAGACAUUGGGCUUCUGCCAAACAACAGCCAGGCCUGUGCUCAGUUCCUGGAGCAGUACUUCCACCAGGCUGACGUGGCCGAGUUCAUGAAGCUCUUUGGCAGCAGCUUUCCCCACCGCACUCAGGUUGACCGAGUCGUUGGGCACCAGGGCAUUGGCAAGGCUGGGCUGGAGGCCAGCCUGGAUGUGGAGUACAUCAUGAGCACAGGUGCCAACAUCUCCACGUGGGUCUUCAGCAAUGCAGGGAGACAUGAGAGCCAGGAACCCUUCCUGGCCUGGCUGCUGCUGCUCAGCAACAUGUCCUCGCUGCCCUGGGUGCACUCCGUGAGCUACGGGGACGACGAGGACAGCCUCUCGGUGGCCUACAUGGAACGCGUCAACGUGGAGUUCAUGAAGGCGGCUGCUCGUGGCUUGACCAUCCUCUUUGCCUCUGGUGAUGAUGGUGCAGGGUGCAGGAGGGUGCGCAGUGGGAACCACACAUUCCGGCCCAGCUUUCCAGCCUCCAGCCCCUAUGUCACCACUGUGGGUGGAACAGCCUUCAAGAACCCCUUCCUGGUGACGGCUGAGGUGACUGACUACAUUAGUGGCGGUGGCUUCAGCAAUGUCUUCCCCAUGCCCCAGUACCAGGCCGCUGCCGUGGGGAAGUUCCUGCACUCAACUCCGAAGCUGCCACCCAGCUCCUACUAUAACAGCAGUGGCCGAGCCUACCCUGACCUGGCUGCCCUCUCAGACAACUACUGGGUGGUGACAAACCGCAUCCCGCUGCCCUGGGUGUCAGGGACCUCGGCAUCCACGCCGGUGGUGGGAGGCAUGGUGGCUCUGAUCAACGACCGGCGGCUGCAGCAGGGGCUUGCACCCCUUGGCUUCCUCAACCCCGCGUUGUACCAGCUGCGGGAGCAGGGCCAUGAAGACGCACUCUAUGAUGUGACGCAGGGCUGUCACGUGUCCUGCCUGGACGGCGCCGUGCAGGGCCAGGGCUUCUGCGCCGGGCCCGGCUGGGACCCGGUCACCGGCUGCGGUUCCCCCAACUUCCCGCGGCUGCUGCGGGCGCUGCUGACCGGCGCCGCCAGGGGGCGCCACCAAUAAACGUGCCGCGCCCCA